Molecule: messenger RNA, 1513 nt
Organism: Paramormyrops kingsleyae
Lineage: Eukaryota; Metazoa; Chordata; Actinopteri; Osteoglossiformes; Mormyridae
Product: aldo-keto reductase family 1 member B1-like
Molecular function (GO): oxidoreductase activity
Source: RefSeq, a predicted model, not a curated record
GCAUCAGACUCUACCAAUCAAAACUGUCGUCCAGCCACCGUAAGCCACCGGAAUGGUAUUUUAGGGAUCUGAUCUCGCUGGCUUUUGCUGACAGCGUUUUUAGGAGUUGUUGGAUCGAUCGUGAUUUGUCUUUAGACUGAUUUUACAAUGGCAAAAGUCGUACAAUUGAACACCGGUGCAAACAUGCCCAUUGUGGGUCUGGGAACGUGGAAGUCGGAAAAAGGAAAGGUGACCGAGGCGGUGAAGGCUGCCAUCAAAGUUGGGUACCGUCACAUCGACGGGGCGUACGUCUACCAGAACGAAAAGGAAGUGGGAGAGGGAAUUCAUGCCAUGGUCAAGGAGGGGGUGGUGAAAAGAGAGGACCUCUUUGUGGUCAGUAAGCUGUGGUGCACAUUUCAUGAGAAGUCCAUGGUGAAGGAAGUUUGCCAGAAGACACUGAGUGAUCUUCAGCUGGAUUACUUGGACCUUUAUCUGGUGCAUUGGCCCAUGGGUUUUCAGGCUGGGGAAGAACUUUUUCCUCUGGACAGCGAAGGGUUAACUAUUUCUGACAACACAAGCUAUUUGGAAACCUGGGAGGGAAUGGAGGAGCUGGUCGAUGCAGGUUUGGUAAAAGCCAUUGGAAUCUCCAACUUCAAUCGAGGACAGAUUGAAGCUUUGCUGACCAAACCAGGACUUAAGUACAAGCCAGCUAACAACCAGAUCGAGUGCCACCCAUAUCUGACCCAGGAGAAGCUGAUUGCCUACUGCCACUCCCAGGGAAUCUCUGUGACUGCAUAUAGUCCCCUGGGCUCCCCAGACAGACCAUGGGCCAAACCAGAGGACCCUUCUCUGCUGGAUGACCCUAAUAUCAAAGCCAUAGCGGAGAAGCACAAGAAGACCUCUGCUCAGGUGCUGAUCCGGUUCCAGAUCCAGCGGAAGGUGAUGGUUAUUCCCAAGUCGGUCACACCGCAGCGCAUAGAGGAAAACUUCCAGGUCUUUGAUUUUGAACUCAAUGACGACGAGAUGAAGACCAUCCAAGGAUUUGACAGAAACUGGAGAGUCUGUCCCAUGCAGUGGGGAGUGAAGCACAAGGACUACCCCUUCCAUGCUGAAUAUUGAGUCAACAAGCCACAUCUUCCAUCACUACAUUUUAUUAUUUUGGUGUUUGCAUUUUCCCUGUAACUCCUUGUUUUAUCCCAACCCCCAGUAAAUUUUCAGGAAAUGUAGUUUGUCAAGUACGAGUUAUAUUUUGGAUUGUGGACUAAACAAGUACACGUAUAAAAAUACUAAAUUUCAAUUUUGAUAUACUUUUAAAAUAUAGGUUACAACCAGACCUAUCUUGCAUUAUUUUUCUAAAUUGGAAAAUGACAUAUUUCCAUUAUAAAAAUUUAUUUUGAAAGCUGAAUCUCUUAAAAGCACUUGUAACUGUACCAGGUUGGCAGUCUGUCGUCUUGUAACAUGAAUAUUUUCCCCUAUUUUCUGUCCUGUGUAUUUCAUGCAUUUUUUAAAAAUAAAGUUCAUUGGCUCCACUGCG